This is a messenger RNA of Orycteropus afer afer, 351 nucleotides long. It is a transcript of the gene CATSPERH, whose product is annotated as transmembrane protein 262. The transcript has 3 exons. The record is from RefSeq and is a predicted model, not a curated record. The coding region runs from base 1 to 351 and encodes 116 amino acids. Lineage: Eukaryota; Metazoa; Chordata; Mammalia; Tubulidentata; Orycteropodidae.
AUGCGCUGGCGCGACCGCCUGGCCGUGCUCUUCUUCCCACCAGGCCUGAUGCUCACCAUGGCGGCAUUCACGCUGCUCUGUGUCCACCUGAGUGUCUUUGCCAGCGACGUGCACAACUUCUACGUCACCCACCACUACGACCGCAUGAGCUUCCGCUACACGAUCGUCCUGAUAUUCUCCCAGGUGAUCAGCAUCUCCUGGGCUGCCAUGGGGUCACUCCAAGCUGAGAUGAUGGAUGACCAGUACGUUCGCUGCUUUGCCCUGAUCGUCCUGAUAUUAAAUGGAGCCAUGUUCUUCAGCCGCUUGUCCCUGGACUUUCUGGCCAUCGAAUACCGAAAAGAGAACCACUGA